UAAAUUAUAAUUUUUCUUCGAUGUUCUUUCAUAAUAACGGAGUUCCUCUAUGUUCUUUCUGUUACAUUAUUUUUUAUCCCCUUUAAUGAUAUAGCCAUAGUCCAUUUGCACGUAAAAGGAUACAGAUCAGAAACUAGAAUCAAUUCAAUUAGAAUUUACCUACAUUUUAACUACUAAGCUAGAAUCUCAGAGAAAAUUUUUUGAAAACCAAAUGAAACAAUUUGAAGAAAACAACUAUGCACAAGUUAGUAAAAUUCAAUCAAAGGCUAAUACUGCAACUGAAGAAAACAAAAAAUUGAAAAAAAUUAUUCAUGGUACAAAUAAAGAUAGUGACAUUUUAGAAAAAAAAGUGGAAGAAAACAAGAAUCUUUUAGAACGUAUCAAUACUAUUAAUAAAGAAAAACUUAAUUUAGAAAAAAAAAUAAAAAACUUGAAUAUUAAAUUAGAACAAACAAAGAGUAAAUUAGAUGAAGAAUCCCAGAUAAAUUUUGCUUUACAGAAAAAUCAAGUUGAGUGGCAAGUGAAAUUUUCUCAAUUAGAAAAAGAAUUUACAAAUUAUAAAACUGUUAAAGACCAAGAAAUUACUGAAUUAAAAGAGCAAGUAAGGCACCUUAUUUUUUUUUAGAAGCUCAAAAUACAAUUGAUAAGAGUGAUUGUCGAGAAGAUAUUUUAAAUGGAUCUUUGAUUGUUGAUGAUCAAAAUACUAAAGCAGGUUCUAGUAAAUCACGUAAUCAUAAAAAACAAAG
Molecule: messenger RNA, 746 nt
Organism: Daktulosphaira vitifoliae (grape phylloxera)
Lineage: Eukaryota; Metazoa; Arthropoda; Insecta; Hemiptera; Phylloxeridae
Product: protein Daple-like
Exons: 5
Coding region: 212-625 (137 amino acids)
Source: RefSeq, a predicted model, not a curated record